AUGUCUUCACAACCCGCAACCAUCAACCCCACCACCAUUCCAAACCCCGAUCUCUCCUCCGCAACGGUGACCACGGAUAGCGAAAAACCAAAAUCCGCAUCUUCCAACGGCGUCAGCAUGUUCUCCAGACCCGUUGCCACUCCGCUCUCGUCCAAGGAGGGCUCUGGCACCGGAACCCCCACCACCGGCUUCCAGAGACAUCCCCUCGUCAAUAAACAGUUGGAUAUGGUCAUCCGCACUCCGGGCCGUCAGCCAUCGCCCCAGCCCACGCAUCUGGGCAUUCCAGGUGGCACACAUCGUGUAUUGUCUGAGGAAGGCCCCGGGUAUGUCGCGGCGAAGUUUGAGGGGAAGAAGAAGCAGAUGGAGGCUGUUAUGGACCAGCUCGAGGAGAAGGGAUUCAUCCCAUUUGAAUUCGUCUCGUCGGAAACCAACUGGUUCUACAACAUGCUUGGCAUUGACGACAUGUACUUCCAAACCGAGACCGUCGAUGCUAUCGUCAGCCAUAUCCUCUCCCUCUACGCCGCGAAAGUUGCCGCAUAUGCCCGCGAUGAUAAGCGUCUGGAGAUAAGGCUGGAUAAGGAAGCUGCUGACCAUGCUGUCUACAUCGACACAAGCAAGCCCGGGAUAAGUGCCAUCGAUGGGCCACGUUAUGAGCAGCGCAUCGACGAGAAAUACAUCAAUGGCUCGACUCCGAAGAACAGCUAUCGUGUUGAAACUUUCCGUUCUGCCAGCUCCCUUCCAGAUAACCAUGAGCAGCAGCUACGUUGCUACUUCGUAUACAAAUGUCUCUUCAACGAGCCUCAUCCAGACCCGGAGGAGACCAAUAUUGAGAUCGUGGGUGAGAAGCGCUUCUUGCAAAAGGCUACCGCGAACACAAAGGCAAUUUACCAGGAGAUCAUUAUCAAUGCCGUGGCUAGAUCUGGCCCUGUUAUUGAAAUGUUCGAGAUUGAAGGGAGUCGCGAAAAGAGACUCGUCAUCGCAUACCGCCAAGGUUCCGCCAUGGGCAUGUUCAGCGCCCUGUCUGAUCUCUACCAUUACUACCGUCUUACAAGCUCUCGCAAGUACCUGGAGAACUUCUCCAAUGGUAUCACUGUGGUCUCGCUCUAUCUGAAACCCAUGGAAGGCGCAGAAGUCUCUGGCAAACACCCGCCCAUCGAAGCUGCGAUCCAUCAGAUCAUGAAGGAGAUCUCGUUGCUCUACUGUAUUCCUCAAAACAAGUUCCAGAGCCAUUUUGCCAGUGGCCGUCUUAGCUUACAAGAGACUAUCUACGCCCAUUGCGUAUGGGUCUUCGUGCAGCAGUUCCUGAACCGCCUGGGAUCUGAAUAUACCUCCCUAACCGCUCUCCUCGACUCUAGCAACACUUCGCAUGCUGAGCUCCUUUCGAAGAUUAAGAAGCGACUUCGUACCGAAACUUUCACCUCAGAUUAUAUCCUCGAGAUUAUUAACAAAUACCCCCAACUCAUCCACAAGCUGUAUCUUGAUUUCGCCAAAACACAUUACGUGCAGAUGGUCGAAGGGGUUCCUGAUGACUUCCUCCCCACGCUUAGCUACUUGCGUCUACAGGUUGAUGAGCCCCUAGACCACGACCGCCUCGACGAGCUGGUCUCUAAAACCGUCGUCAGCGAGAAUGACGAGAUGGUCAUGAACUCAUUCCGCAUCUUCAACGCCGCUGUCCUCAAGACUAACUUCUACACCCCGACCAAGGUCGCCCUCAGUUUCCGUCUCAACGCGGAUUUCCUGCCCAAACACGAAUACCCCCAGCGCUUGUACGGAAUGUUCCUCAUAAUCAGCUCUGAGUUCCGCGGCUUCCAUCUCCGCUUCCGCGAUAUAGCCCGUGGUGGUAUCCGGAUAGUCAAAAGUCGUGACAAGGAAGCCUAUGCCAUUAAUGCCCGUUCGCUGUUUGAUGAAAAUUACAACCUCGCCAAUACCCAGCAGCGGAAGAACAAGGAUAUCCCUGAAGGUGGCGCUAAGGGCGUUAUCCUGCUCGACGUUAACCAUCAGAACAAGGCGAGAGUGGCCUUUGAAAAGUACGUCGACAGUAUCCUCGACCUGCUCCUCCCGCCCGUCAGCCCCGGUAUCAAAGACCCAAUAGUCGACCUCCACGGACAGGAUGAGAUUCUCUUCAUGGGCCCCGACGAGAACACUGCUGAGUUAGUCGAUUGGGCAACACACCAUGCGCGAAAGCGCGGUGCGCCCUGGUGGAAGUCCUUCUUUACCGGCAAGAGCCCCAAGCUCGGCGGUAUCCCCCAUGACAGAUAUGGCAUGACCACCUUAUCUGUCCGCCAGUAUGUCCUUGGCAUCUACCGCAAGACAGGCAUCGACCCAUCCACAGUCCGUAAAAUGCAAACCGGCGGCCCUGACGGCGAUCUGGGCUCCAACGAAAUCCUCCUCGGGAACGAGAAAUACUGCGCCAUCGUCGACGGGUCUGGCGUCAUUGUCGACCCACAGGGUCUCGACCGCGACGAACUCGUCAGACUAGCCAAGAAGCGCGCCAUGAUCGUCCACUAUGAUGUAUCCAAGCUAUCCCCUGAAGGUUACCGCGUUCUCGUUGAUGACACCAAUGUCACCCUUCCGGACGGCGAACUCGUCCACAACGGCACCGUCUUCCGCAAUACCUUCCACCUCCGUGGCGGGCGGAACUUUGACGUCUUCGUCCCUUGUGGUGGGCGGCCGGAAUCCAUCGACCUCAGCAACGUUGGCCGGCUGAUCGAAAACGGCAAAGCCACCAUCCCCUACAUUGUCGAGGGCGCCAACCUUUUCCUGACCCAGGACAGCAAAAUCCGCCUAGAGAAAGCCGGCUGCGUCGUCUUCAAAGACGCCUCCGUAAACAAAGGUGGCGUCACCUCCUCCUCGCUCGAGGUCCUCGCCUCCCUCUCCUUCGACGACAAGGGCUUCGAGGAGAACAUGUGCGUGCGCGAAGACGGGACCAUCCCGCCCUUCUACAAUGCUCUUGCCAUCACAAAGCUCGACGAGGAGUUACAGAAGACGGAGCUUUGGGAGAAUAAGAUUUUGAGAGAGGAUGUGUUGCGCGAUGCUUUACCGAAGCUUUUGUUGGAGAAAAUUGGGCUGGAGACGAUUUUGGAGAGGGUGCCUACCAACUACCUCCGCUCCAUCUUCGGCAGCUACCUUGCCAGCCGCUUCGUCUACGAGUACGGCAGCAGUCCGAGCCAGUUUUCUUUCUUCGAUUUCAUGUCCAAGAGAACCGCAAAACUCAUAGAGCAGAAGAAAUGA
Histoplasma capsulatum G186AR is the source of this 3231-nucleotide messenger RNA. Its product is annotated as NAD-specific glutamate dehydrogenase. Lineage: Eukaryota; Fungi; Ascomycota; Eurotiomycetes; Onygenales; Ajellomycetaceae. The coding region runs from base 1 to 3231 and encodes 1076 amino acids. Gene Ontology annotation, molecular function: L-glutamate dehydrogenase (NAD+) activity. The record is from RefSeq and is a predicted model, not a curated record. The transcript has 5 exons. Gene Ontology annotation, cellular component: mitochondrion.